AUGGAUUUCGAUUCGAAAUAUACCCGAGGCCCGUUCAUUGAAAGCGGUUCCUUCGGGGAAGUAAGUCGUGUCAGUCGAAAAAGCGAUGGAGUUGAGAUGGCCUUGAAAACGAUAUACAAAUCCAGACUACCUCAUUAUGCAUGUACAGCUCAAGGAGAAUAUCCGUUCGAAGUAGAGCUUCUAAGAAAUCUCAACCAUCCUCACAUUAUCAAGUUUAUGGAUUCGUUUGAGGAUGCGAAAUCAUUUCUACUUGUUAUGGAAUUAGUAACAAAUUCAAUUGACCUCUAUGAUUUCACCAUGAAACGAGUUGAAACCUCUGAGGAUGUGCUUGCCUAUCUUUUUGCUCAGGUAUCUGAUGCAUUACUUUUUUUGCACUGUCAUGAUAUUGCUCAUCUCGAUAUAAAACUAGAAAAUGUCGUUAUGGAUGAGAAUCUCAACUGUAAAUUGGUCGAUUUCGGAAGUGCAGCGGCUUGUAGAAACGGUGAAAUGUUCUACCAUCCUCGAUGUUCACAGCCUGCAUGUAGUCCAGAAAUUUGGAGUGGACGCAGUUUUUAUGGAAAAGAUGCGGAUUGCUGGGCGUUAGGCGUACUUUUGUACAGAUUAUGCUAUCGAGAGACUCCGUUUAUAUCCUGCAGUGAAGCUCUCAGCCUUGACUACGUUUUACCGGAUGACGUUUCACCAGAAUUGGACGAUCUUUUUUCUCGUGUUUUCCACGAGACUGUAAUAUGUCGAGCCGAAGCUUGGGAAGUUCGACAUCAUCCAUGGACACUGUCAGGGAACAGAAAAGGCUAUAACCUCAGCGAUCUCAUUGUGAAAGAAAUCGCUCAUAAUUCUGCUGCAUCUGAGGACAGUGCUGAGGAUGGCGGUUACUUAUCUGAAAAGUAA
Necator americanus (New World hookworm) is the source of this 885-nucleotide messenger RNA. RefSeq lists its product as uncharacterized. The transcript has 8 exons. Gene Ontology annotation, cellular component: nucleus; cytoplasm; cytosol. Lineage: Eukaryota; Metazoa; Nematoda; Chromadorea; Rhabditida; Ancylostomatidae. The record is from RefSeq and is a predicted model, not a curated record. The coding region runs from base 1 to 885 and encodes 294 amino acids. Gene Ontology annotation, molecular function: ATP binding; protein serine/threonine kinase activity. Gene Ontology annotation, biological process: protein phosphorylation; intracellular signal transduction; negative regulation of glycogen biosynthetic process.